AUGGCAUUCGUCGCAAACGGAAAUGAGUACGACUUCAUCAUCGUCGGCGGCGGCACAGCAGGAAACACUGUAGCAGGCCGUCUCGCCGAAAACCCCCACGUCCGCAUCCUCAUCAUCGAAGCCGGCAUCCCCAACCCACACCAAGUCCCUGAAAUCACCACUCCCUCCAAGGCCUUCAACCUGCGCGGCAGCAAGCACGACUGGGCCUACAAGUCCACCAUGAUCAAGCGCGACGACUACGAGCGCAUCGAGAAGCCCAACACCCGCGGCAAAGUCCUCGGCGGCUCGUCCUGCGCCAACUACUUCACCUGGAUCCCUGGCUCCAAGCCUACCUUUGACGACUGGGAGGCUUUUGGCGGCGAGGAUUGGAACUGGGAGGGUUGUGUGGAGUAUCUUCGCAGGUGUGCGACUUAUCAUGAUGAGGAGGGGCUUUAUCCUGCUGAGCUGGGGAAGAUUGGCUCGGGGGGACCUAUUCAGAUUGCGCAUGCGGAUCUUGUUCCUGAGAUGCAGCCUUGGCGUGAUGCUCUGACUGAAGCGUGGGUUUCCAAGGGCGAAGUCUUGACGGAGAAUAUUUAUGAUGGCGAGAUGAGAGGUCUUACGCAUUGUGUUGAUACUAUUCAUGGGGGUCAGCGACAGGGAAGUUUCUUGUAUCUCAAGAACAAGCCCAAUGUCAAUAUCCUCUAUGGCGUCCAGUCCAAGGAGCUGAUCAUUGAUCCCCGCACCAACACUUGUCUUGGUGUCACCGUCAUCAACCCCGAUACCAAGGGAGAACUCAGCGUCUUCGCCAGCAAGGAAGUCAUUCUAUCUCAGGGCGUCUUCGAAACCCCCAAGCUUCUCAUGCUUUCUGGUGUCGGUCCCGCCAAGGAACUCCAGAAGAACGACAUCAACGUCAAGCUCGACUCUCCUCACGUUGGCCAGCAUCUUCUCGAUCACCCUAUCGUUCCCUUCGUUCUCCAGGUCAAGGAUGGCUUCGGUCUAGAGGACUACAUCCUUCGAGAUGGAGCCGCCAACAGCGCUGCUGUCGCUCAGUACAAGCGUGACAAGACCGGUCCUGUCAGCUCUGGUCUCCUCGAACUCGUCGGCUUUCCUCGUAUCGAUGAGCGUCUCGAGCAGCACCAAUCCUACCGUGAAGCCAAGGCUGCGAACGGUGGUCUAGACCCCUUUGGUCCUAAGGGUCAACCUCACUUCGAACUCGAUUUCGUCGGCAUGUUCAGUACUGCUUUCCAAUGGCACUACCCCGUCCCCGAGAAGGGCAACUACAUGACCGUCAUCGUCGACCUUCUCCGUCCACUAUCUGAAGGUCAAGUCACUCUUAACAACAACGAUCCUCUUGUGCAGCCUAACAUUAACCUCAACUUCUUUGGCAAUGAUCUUGAUAUCCUUGCUAUGCGCGAAGGUGUUCGCUGGACUUAUGAUGUUCUUACCACUGGCAAGGGCUUUAAGGACAUUGUCCUUGGCGAAUAUCCUUGGAGAAUGCCCCUUGAGUCUGAUGAGGAGAUGAAGAGAGCUGUUCUCGAUCGCAGCCAGACUGACCCCUGCGGUACUGCACGUCUCUCUAAGAACAUCCAGCAGGGUGUUGUUGACUCUCGCCUCCGCGUUCACGGAAUCAAGAACCUCCGCAUUGCUGAUGCCUCCGUGAUCCCUGUCAUUCCUGACUGCCGCAUUCAGAACUCUGUCUACAUGAUUGGAGAGAAGGGUGCCGAUAUGAUCAAGGCUGAUCAUCCUGAGAUCUUUGGUCAGGAAGCUCCUACCAGGGCCAACCCAUUCACUAGCCGCCUAUAG
Molecule: messenger RNA, 1782 nt
Organism: Fusarium subglutinans
Lineage: Eukaryota; Fungi; Ascomycota; Sordariomycetes; Hypocreales; Nectriaceae
Product: glucose-methanol-choline (gmc) oxidoreductase
Exons: 3
Coding region: 1-1782 (593 amino acids)
Molecular function (GO): flavin adenine dinucleotide binding; oxidoreductase activity, acting on CH-OH group of donors
Source: RefSeq, a predicted model, not a curated record